AUUUGCUGCAAAAGGGACCGGACGCGAUGGAGGUGAGGCACGACGACAAGACGCCGAAGGAGCUCGCCAAGGGAAUCUACGAGUCCCUGACCAAGGAGCUGCGCGCGUCGAAGCAGGCUGCGCGCGUCUCGAGGGUCGGCUUGAGGCCGCUGAGAGAGACCAACGUGUACGGUUCCGACAUGGAGGAGCGCCUGGGCUGGUACGACUCGCCCGAGACGGAAGCGCUGCUGCGACACAUCGACGACGUCAAGGAGCGGCAGCAACACACGCAGCUGUGCUUCGAGGACAUGGUGGAGCACCGGCGCAAGUCGGCGCGGAUGGAGCGAAUCGCCAGGCUCGAAGCGGAGAAACCGCCGAGCCCGGAGCCGGAAGAAUCGCCGGAGGAGAUUGCCGCUCGAGAGGAAAAGGAGAAGAAGGAGAAGCUCAGCGCGGCGAGGAAGCGCGCGGUGGAGCGGCUCAGCGCCGCGGGCAUAGACGCCAAGAGCGGUAAGACGCGCGUCCUCACCCUGAACGAGGUUCUCCGGAAGAUGCACGACGGGUUACCGCCGCCGUCGAAGACUUCGGAUGAAAUCACCCGGGGCCCGGAUGCGAUCGACGUCGUCCUCGCGAACAUGGCGAGCAAGACGCAGUGUCGCAAGCACAGGUGGGACACCACGCACGAGGGUUGGAACGUCUUCCAGCUCGCCGCCAGGGAAGGCCUCGGCGACGCGCUCGAUAAUCUGCACUCGAACUGCGUCGAUCGGUCGUCCGUGUUUGGCUACGGGAAGAAAGUCGCGCCGGCGGAGACGGCGGUGUCGUGGGAGUUUCUGGUCGAGUCGGUGGCGCCGGACGGGCGAAACAUGAUCCACCUCAUCGCCGCGGGAUGGAAUCACCUGCGAGACAGGGACCUGACGGAGGCGACGUCGUUCGCCAAGGCGCUGGCGUCGCGGAUGACCGUCGCGCAGCUGCACGUGUCUGACGGCGGCGGCACGUGUCUGCACGCGCUCGCCGCGGCGGGUGCUAACACCCGUAACCUGCUCAAGUACGUCCUGGACAGGGGCGGGAAAGAGAUGCUGGAGAUGACGAACGCGCGCGGGGAGACGCCAGUGCAAUGCGCGAGGGCGGCGCUCGAGGCGUUGAAAGCGGAGGACGCAGCCGCCGACGCGAGACUGGCGAAGAUCCUUCCCCCACACGUCACCGAGGAUCCCGCGGAGGUGGAGGACAUCAAGCGUCGGUUGAUGGCCAAGUUCCAUCGCAAGAAGCAGGGGCUGGCGUCGUGCAUCGAGGAGCUGGAGCUGGCGGCGAAGGCGAGCGGCGCGGUGAGUUCCCCACCGGCGGCGACAGGGAGGUCGGAGAGGCGCAAAGCGCCUUCAGCGCAGAAGCCGGCUCCCGAGCCCGAGCCGGAGCCUGAAGGCGACAAAGCCGGCGAGGAGGAUGUCGAAGGAGAGGAGCCCGACUUUGGCGGCGCGGAGGAGUAGCUCGGCGUGUUGUGAUUGAAGCGCGAUGCGAACG
Micromonas commoda is the source of this 1491-nucleotide messenger RNA. RefSeq lists its product with no specific name. The coding region runs from base 27 to 1457 and encodes 476 amino acids. NCBI's taxonomy places the organism in Eukaryota, Viridiplantae, Chlorophyta, Mamiellophyceae, Mamiellales, Mamiellaceae. The record is from RefSeq and is a predicted model, not a curated record. The transcript has a single exon.